UGGUAAGAAGUCAUUUAGAUGGAUUGGUCCCAUUCCAAGGGUGACCAUAAUGGACCCUAAAUUGAUCAAGGACAUUUUGUUCAACCACGAUAUCUUUCAGAACCAAACUCAAAUCCAAUCGAAAAGUUACUAAUAAAUGGACUCGUAAACUCAGAAGGUCAACAAUGGACUCAACGGAGAAAGAUAAUGAACCCAGCAUUCCAUUUAGAAAAGUUAAAGAAUAUGAUACCUGUAUUUCGUUUGAGUUGUAACGAGAUUUUGAAACAAUGGGAGAUGGUGGUGAUGAAAAGUGGGUCGUGCGAAUUGGAUGUGUGGCCAUACCUUGAAAAUUUGACAGCAGACGUCAUCUCACGUACAGCAUUUGGCAGUAGCUAUGAAGAAGGAAAAAGGGUAUUCCAACUUCAAAGAGAGCAAUUAACCUAUCUAAUUCAAGUUAUGCAGUCAACUUACAUCCCAGGAUGGAGGUUUGUGCCAACUAAGACAAACCUAAGGAUGAAAGAAAUCAACAAUGAAGUGAGAGCCAUAGUGAGAGGUAUAAUUAGCAAAAGGGAGGAGGCAAUGAGAGCAGGAGAAGGAAACAACGAUGACUUCUUGGGAAUACUUUUGGAAUCCAAUCUUAAAGAACUCGAGGAAUGCAAAAACAAGAAAGAGAUGGUGAUGAGCAUUGACGAAGUGAUUGAAGAAUGCAAAUUGUUCUAUUUUGCUGGCCAAGAGACUACUAGAAACUUUCUUGUGUGGGCAAUCAUUUUGCUAUGCAAACAUUCUGAUUGGCAAACCUGUGCAAGAGAAGAAGUUUUCCAAGUUUUUGGGAAAAAUGAACCAGACAUUGAUGGCUUAAGUCAACUCAAGACUGUCACAAUGAUUUUAAAUGAGGUGCUUAGGUUAUACCCACCAGCAACUGAGGUUGUUCGAACUAUUUACAAAGAGACCAAGUUAGGAGAAUUAUGCUUGCCAGCAGGAGUGCAACUUUCACUACCAUUUAUCCUACUUCAUCAUGAUCGUGAAAUUUGGGGUGAUGAUGUAAAAGAGUUUAAGCCAGAAAGGUUGUCCGAAGGGUUUUUAAAGGCAACAAACAACCAAGCAGCUUUCUUCCCAUUUAGCUAUGGACCACGAAUAUGUAUCGGACAAAAUUUUGCACUCGUGGAAGCAAAAAUAGCUUUGUCAAUGAUCCUACAACGCUUCUCUUUUGAGCUAUCUCCAUCUUAUGCACAUGCCCCUCACAAUCAUAUAACUCUUCAACCCCAAUAUGGAGCUCACAUAAUUUUACAUAAAAUCUAGUAUUACAUAUAGUGAUCACUAAAAUAAAAUGUUUGGGUUUGUAUGUCAAUUGCUAUUUAGCACUGUGAUGUAUCGCAUUCAAAAGUUAAUUAAGAGAAUAUAUCAAAAAUAAAUUUCUUGCAAUACAAA
This is a messenger RNA of Malania oleifera, 1407 nucleotides long. Its product is annotated as cytochrome P450 CYP72A219-like. The record is from RefSeq and is a predicted model, not a curated record. NCBI's taxonomy places the organism in Eukaryota, Viridiplantae, Streptophyta, Magnoliopsida, Santalales, Ximeniaceae. The transcript is spliced from 4 exons. The coding region runs from base 187 to 1278 and encodes 363 amino acids. Gene Ontology annotation, molecular function: iron ion binding; heme binding; oxidoreductase activity, acting on paired donors, with incorporation or reduction of molecular oxygen.